Australozyma saopauloensis is the source of this 837-nucleotide messenger RNA. RefSeq lists its product as uncharacterized. Bases 1 to 837 code for a protein of 278 amino acids. The record is from RefSeq and is a predicted model, not a curated record. The transcript has a single exon. NCBI's taxonomy places the organism in Eukaryota, Fungi, Ascomycota, Pichiomycetes, Serinales, Metschnikowiaceae.
AUGUCUACUGACAGAAUAGCCCUACCGACAGAAAAUUACGAACCUUAUUAUCGCUCGCUACAGGAGUUUUCCGCGACGGUCGAGGAAAACAGCCGUAUUAUAGGCCGCAUAGCGCGUGUGAUAGACGUAGACCUUGCCUACCCCAGUUCUAAUGUUCUGACUCUCGAAACCGGCAGCAAUGGUUUGGUUUUGGAGAAAAACGGCAACGACGAUCAAACCGGCGGUACAGAAAACUUCAACGGCAGAGAGACGAGCGAAAACGGUCACGAACUGGCCGAAUCAAACACUCUGAAAUCCCCCUUCGAGUCUCUGUCCGAGACACAACAAGACGAUUACCUAAGAGAUUAUCUCGACAACGUUCUAGACAUCAAGGGUAUAUCUCUUGAUGCAGACUUCCCUUUGGAAGGGAUUGCGAACGAGAAAGUGAGGCUGUUGCUAGAAGAUAACUAUCGACUCACCGUACUCAAACGGAUGAAACUACAAAAGAACCAAGCACUUCUAAAGAUGUUGAGGGAUUACGAGGUCCUCUUGUCACAGGUGAUCAUGCCGCGUCUUUCAAAAGAGGUGUCUGAACAAAAUACGAAAACUUUACAAAACAUAAACAAGAUAGCUCUACCGGAAAGCCUGGCCCAGAGAAAUCUGGUCUGGCUGAAAUACUUGCAGUACACGGAGCAAUUGGAGAAAAUUCGGGGAUUUGCAGAGUCCAUGGAAGCAGUGUCGCUGGAGCUUCUCGAACCUCCAAGAAUUGACCGUUUAGGAGCCGAACUUGGAAUCGUUGGCAACGUUUUAGCUUACACGAACAAGAGGGAGAGAGGUGAAUCUCCUUUCAUUGUUUGA